Verticillium alfalfae VaMs.102 is the source of this 918-nucleotide messenger RNA. RefSeq lists its product with no specific name. Lineage: Eukaryota; Fungi; Ascomycota; Sordariomycetes; Glomerellales; Plectosphaerellaceae. The transcript is spliced from 5 exons. The record is from RefSeq and is a predicted model, not a curated record. The coding region runs from base 1 to 918 and encodes 305 amino acids.
AUGUCGGUAUCAGCAGGUAUUGAGAGCCUUCCAGAGGGCCACGGCCUCUGCUACAACAGACAGACCUGUGGCGGUGCCAUCUUCGACCCCGCCGCCAUCAGUACAACAGGCUUCUACCGAGUUUCAAGGAUGGUCUAUGGGUCCCACAGGAAACAUCUGGAAGAUUUGGCAUCUGUUGUGCAUCGGACCCAUGUUCUACUUUUGCUUGCUCCGUUCGAAGUCGGCAACCCAACCUCGAUCAUAGUAUGCGGCCGCAACUGGGCGGCGCACACCAUUUACCGGAAUCAGGCCCCAGAACUCACAACAACCGAUGAGACCAUAACCACAACCCAGCCAAUCUCUCGUGAUACCAUCUCGACAACACAAACAUCCUCAUCCACCUCAGCAGCCUCCACAGACGACAGCACUAGCGACAGUAGCGCGUCCCUCCCCAUAGGCGCCAUCGCCGGUGGUGUCGUCGGUGGCGUCGCCCUCGUCGCCCUCGUCGCCCUCGCCUUCUGGUUCCUGCGCCGCCGCUCAAGGCAACGGGACACUGCGACAAAAGCGCAAGCAACAGGAAACUACGGCGCGUACGGCGCAGGGGCUCCGGGCAGCGAUUAUCCCAGCGAGUCAGCCACGGCCGCCAUGUCCAUGUCUCAGUCCGACCGGCACACGUGGACGCAGAGCCCCCCUCAUCAGGGUGGCGGCCCAGAGCACUACUCGAGUCCCGGGUAUCCAAUGCCGCACGGUCACCAACUUGUUCCGCAGCAGCCGCCUGUGGGCGAGCUCGGGUCCUGGCAAGGUCACGGGCUUGGGCCUGGCGCCGAGGCGAUGGAGCUGGACGGAAGCUACGCGAACGAGGCCGGCAGGCAAAGACCGUUGUCAGAGUUGCCGGUGGACGGGCACCAUGGGUCCGGAGGGUCGGGCUAUGGGAGGUGA